GGGACUGAAAACACUGGUGUGGGUCACCCAUCAACGAAGAACUAGUCUUAGGUGGGGUUUCCUUCUUACCGGCUAUAACCGGUGAGGUUUAUGGUAACUACCAAUACGUCCGGUAAACGAGGUCAAUGUUAUAAGGCGCUGGGGUUUAAGCAAAAAGUUGGGUGGUUUUCAGAGGGUUUUCGGCUAUCUGAGAGAGAAUUAAAAAAGGGAAAUUUAUAAUUUUUUUGGACAAGAAAUUUUUUUUAAAAAUGAAAUUUAGAAUUGUGUGAGAAAAUCUCAAAUGGGUUUUGUUUGGAAAGCACAUUGAGAUUUUUCUUUUUGUUUUGUCGGGAAGAUAAUGGGAUAAAAAAUGGAAGAAAGUUUUCUUUUUUUCUGCUAUGAAGACAAAUUUUUCGAAUCUGUUAUUUUCUUUAUGUGAUCUUAUGUUUGGCUGAGAAUUUCGUAUAUUGAUCCAACAUUUCAUUGUUUAAGAGGGUCUAAGCUGAUUUGAGAUGAAAUACUUGUGUCUCUUGGAACUGAUUCAAAGGUGUUGGUGAAUUGCAUAUGAUGUGUUCUUAAUGUUAUGGUCUUUGAAGCAUGGAGUUGCAGAAGAGGUUAGAUUAUGGAUUCAAUGGCUAUCAGGUGCCUGCUACUCCACGAGCAACCAGAUCAGCCAGGAAAAGGGUUCCAUUUAAAAAGAGAGUUGAAGACAACCGAAUAAGUGCUUUCGACUUACUGGCCACCGUAGCUGGGAAGUUAUUACUAGAUAAAGAAAGUACUCCUGUCUUUAGUAAUACGUCAAGUGCUGAAGAUCCGUCUAAAGUUGAAAAGAAUACUGUUAAAGAAGAAAGGCGGGAUGGAAGCCAGUCAUCGAAGCUAGAAACAUGCGAUCAAUACAGCAAUGAUAGGGAAUUCAUAGUUUCUCAACUUGUCUCACAAACUAAUGACCUCAGAAGCUGUAGUUUUAGAGAAUCACCGAGCCUUAAAAAUGACACCCAUUUUGGACUUACCUCUGUUGUAACAACUUCUGAUUGCUCAGAAAGAUCUGGUGUUCUGAAGUUAAUGAAUGGCAAAAUCAAGAAUGAAACGGGAUGUUUGCCUUGUAAGGUAGAGACUGGUCCCUUUCUGUGCGGGGCUUCUGGUGGUCGUAUUAAACUAGAGUUUGAAAAUAAAGGGCCUAUACAUGAGGAGCUGGAUCGAACUGAUAAGUUAUCUAUUAGAGAAGUGGCUGAUACAUGCCCCUUAGAGGAUCCUGUAGUUGUGGAUGGUAAACCUCCUCUUCUAGUUAGUUCAGAUAGUAGUGGCAAGACACAUUCAUAUGGGUUCAAUAAUUACCUUAGCUCUUUUCCCGGUAAGCGAGAUGAUUUAAAGGUAGUUAGUAGAGAUGAUGAUGAAAAAUCUUCAAGGUGUACUUACCUUGGCCCCAUAAAGAAACCAUUUAGGCCAACACCACUCAUUGGAGACCGAAGAAUAAGGAAGACAAUGACUUCUAAAUACUUGAAAGUUGCUCCGAGAUUGAAUGAUGUGACACUAUCCAAUUCUGAUGAGAAUUUGAAAUCUGCUUACUGCGAUAGGAGUGCUUACAAGCGCAUAAGAUCCGAAAGGAACUAUCCUUUCAAAAAAAGGAAGUUUUUACACUAUAGCUCAGUAUCAAAUUCAGAUGGAGGAAUCAGCAGUGAGGGUAUUUCCGAUUCACCUGAGCAGAGCAUCAAUGGAAAUGCUUCAGGCGUAUAUCCAAAGAUGCGUGGAGUCACUGGAGAAUCACCUUCCCUAGCGGACCAACGCAAAUCAUUCCACUCUAGGGAUUCUCACGGUAUGAGAGCCUUUGAUGGAGUGAUUCAUAUGUACUGUUUUCACUUAUUGACGUUCAAAGAGGUUCUUAUAUCAAAAUAUCUUUCCUUUUACUCAGUGAAGUUUAGGAUCAAAUCUUUCAGGGUGCCAGAAUUGUUUAUUGAAAUUCCAGAAUCUGCAACUAUUGGUUCAUUGAAGAGGACUGUUAUGGAGGCAGUGACAGCGAUACUCGGAGGUGGAUUACGCAUUGGUGUACUUCUUCAAGGAAAAAAGGUUAGAGAUGACAAUAAAACUCUGUUGCAAACGGGAAUUUCUCGUGAUAACCAGAUGGAUGCACUGGGUUUUAGCCUGGAGCCGAACCCUUCGCAAAUCUUUCCAUCGCACUGUCCUGGAGGUUCUCCCUUGACGUUUCCCUGUGACACACCUCUACCUUUAGCUAGGUAUCCAGCAACUCCUGGUUUAGUUGCUCGGGUUACACAUGAUCCUUCACAUGAGCCUCACAUGCCUAAUUUGGGCCACUUUGUUGAAAGCGAUCAUGAUUCUGCACCCUCGCCUACAGAUAUGUCACUUGACAAAAGCACAACGGAUUCUAAAGCCCUGGUAGCUGUACCAGCGAUUAGUGUGGAGGCGCUAGAUGUGGUUCCAGCUCAUAGGAAAUCAAAGCGAUCUGAAGUUGUGCAACGUAGAAUUCGUCGACCUUUCUCUGUUGCUGAAGUUGAAGCCCUGGUUCAAGCUGUUGAGAAACUUGGAACUGGAAGGUGGCGUGAUGUUAAGUUAAGAGCUUUUGAUAACGCAAAGCACCGAACUUAUGUAGAUUUAAAGGAUAAGUGGAAAACACUUGUUCAUACAGCGAGAAUAUCGCCACAGCAAAGGCGGGGAGAACCGGUGCCUCAGGAGCUCCUGGACAGGGUCCUAACUGCGCAUGCCUACUGGUCACAGCAGCAAGCCAAGCAACAACUGAAGCAGCAACAGCAGCCUGAGAGCUGCCUUCUCCUUUAUAACUCAAACAGUAAGAGCUAGUAGCAGAAGUGAUGGUGGUGAAAAAAACUUGGGUUGAUGAUGAUGGGGGGUUUUUAGGGAAGGAUUUGUCUAAUUAUUAUUUUAUCAUUUUUCUUGUAUUUUCUUGUGAUUAUUUAAAAGAAAAAAGGAAAAAAAAUUAUGACAAGAAAUAUGUAAUAUUUUAUGUGCUCUAGCACUGAUUCUUCUCUUACAAUGUAGGGGCAUGGAUGGCCCUUUUGUAAAUUGCUAUUGAUGGAAUAAGAGCUUUGCUAAAUUA
Messenger RNA from Gossypium arboreum, 3046 nucleotides. Its product is annotated as telomere repeat-binding protein 5-like. The transcript is spliced from 9 exons. NCBI's taxonomy places the organism in Eukaryota, Viridiplantae, Streptophyta, Magnoliopsida, Malvales, Malvaceae. The record is from RefSeq and is a predicted model, not a curated record. The coding region runs from base 577 to 2790 and encodes 737 amino acids.